Porites evermanni is the source of this 2051-nucleotide messenger RNA. Lineage: Eukaryota; Metazoa; Cnidaria; Anthozoa; Scleractinia; Poritidae. The record is from the annotation of a GenBank genome assembly.
AUGAAUUUCACUAAUUCCUUAUCCACUAUAAAGGAUGUUGCUAGUUGUCGCGUGGCGAAAGAGCGGUAUUUUUGGGAGUACAUCCUCGCUACUUUGCCUGUUAUCGCGCUGAAUUUAGGAUCAUGCCCUAUUAUCAUCUUGAUGAAUGCGUUAGUUAUCAUCGCCAUAAAAGCAAGACGCCGAUUACAGUCCGUCUACAACAUACUACUGGCCUGUUUAGCGGGAACAGAUCUGGCAGUCGGCUUAGUUUCACAACCAUUAUUCAUCGCUCAAGAAAUCUUCUUUCUCUCAGGUGCAUCGGUGGAGGAUUACUGCCACUUUUACACGAAGAGCGUAUUCUUUUGUCUUUUCCCAAGUAUUGAAUCGUUGCUGAUCUUAGCUUUACUAAGUAUGGAGCGGUAUAUAGCCAUGAAGUUCUCACUUAGAUAUGCUAGCCUCAUGACCACACCUAGGUUAACUGGCGCUGUACUCUGUAGUUGGAUCAUCUCAGUUAUUUCUGUAAUUUUAAGGUUAAUACCGGGGACAUAUUCAUUUGCAGUAGUGUUCGUUUAUGUAACUGUUAUCCCAGCCAUUUCAAUUAUUGUAUUCUGUCACACGACAGUUUAUCUUGUUUCACGCCGACACAUGCGUCGCAUAAAAACAGAACAGCUUCCAAGCGAAACGAAGACUAAAUUCGUAGAGGAGAAGAAAGCCUUAAAAACUACAAGUAUAAUUAUCGCGUUCGUGUUCCUUUCGUUUGUACCAUCACUUUUGUACGGGAUAUUUUCCCGCGAUAUACGNGUGACAUUUACUCCGAUCGCCAAAAAUUUUAUGUUAUAUUGUAGAUUGAUCUAUAUGUUAUCCAUUCUAUGUGUUAGACUUACGAUAAAAGCAAAGGUGGGGAUACCAGAGAGCUUCAAAGUAGGAUGGUACCCCCUAAAAAAAACUGGGUCGAGUCACCUUAAAUCACUCCUUUAAAAGCAAUUAGCCUUUAAAGAUUAGACACGUUUUGACCAUCUGCAUGAAGAGAUUUGCGCUUAGAAUCUUGAAUUAACAGAGUGCUUUCAAUAACGAACAUUGUCAACUCAUUAAAAGAGCUAAAAAGAAUCGAGCAUACAGUAACGGAGAUAUUCAGUCCCAAAUGCGCAGCAGCGAUGAAUUUCACUAAUUCCUUAUCCACUAUAAAGGAUGUUGCUAGUUGUCGCGUGGCGAAAGAGCGGUAUUUUUGGGAGUACAUCCUCGCUACUUUGCCUGUUAUCGCGCUGAAUUUAGGAUCAUGCCCUAUUAUCAUCUUGAUGAAUGCGUUAGUUAUCAUCGCCAUAAAAGCAAGACGCCGAUUACAGUCCGUCUACAACAUACUACUGGCCUGUUUAGCGGGAACAGAUCUGGCAGUCGGCUUAGUUUCACAACCAUUAUUCAUCGCUCAAGAAAUCUUCUUUCUCUCAGGUGCAUCGGUGGAGGAUUACUGCCACUUUUACACGAAGAGCGUAUUCUUUUGUCUUUUCCCAAGUAUUGAAUCGUUGCUGAUCUUAGCUUUACUAAGUAUGGAGCGGUAUAUAGCCAUGAAGUUCUCACUUAGAUAUGCUAGCCUCAUGACCACACCUAGGUUAACUGGCGCUGUACUCUGUAGUUGGAUCAUCUCAGUUAUUUCUGUAAUUUUAAGGUUAAUACCGGGGACAUAUUCAUUUGCAGUAGUGUUCGUUUAUGUAACUGUUAUCCCAGCCAUUUCAAUUAUUGUAUUCUGUCACACGACAGUUUAUCUUGUUUCACGCCGACACAUGCGUCGCAUAAAAACAGAACAGCUUCCAAGCGAAACGAAGACUAAAUUCGUAGAGGAGAAGAAAGCCUUAAAAACUACAAGUAUAAUUAUCGCGUUCGUGUUCCUUUCGUUUGUACCAUCACUUUUGUACGGGAUAUUUUCCCGCGAUAUACGGCAGACGAAUCUGAGGGCUCUCGUUUUGUCGUGUAUUUUCCUAAACUCGCUCCUUAAUCCUGUUAUUCACUGUUGGAGAAACAAAGGCCUACGCAAAGGUAUGAUGGAACUGCUUAAAAUGAGACAAAAUGAAAACUAA